GUGGUGGGCAAGUUCUACAGAUCUACUACUCAAUCACCGAGGUUCCAACACAACUCUGAUCUACAGGCUGCAAUUCUAACUGCUCAAUGUUCACCAGAGUGGAUUUGGACUGCUCCUUUUGGCCGGUGCGGAGGUGCUGGUGGGGUGUGCCGAAGACCUUCAGCGAAGACCUGGAGCCUGAGGCCUCCUGCAGGCAGCAUGGAGGAGGUCAUUGGGCAGAUUGCUUGCCGUUUGCCGGAGCUAGCCGAGGCAAUUGAUGUGAAGAGAUGUGAGGUCGAAUUCAGCCCAGGGAGAACUGCCAAGAGGCCCUUCCAAUGUUGGCCAAGCACAGCGCCGGAAGCAACCUGGGCGGAGGACUUUCCUGCCAACGAAGAGUGGGCAUAUUGUCUUGGGAUUGCUCUUGUUGUUCUGGGCAUCCCGCAACACGGCAGUUAUGCAAACAACGUUACACAUAUCGCAGGGAAACAGAGCAGUUCACUUUUGCUCGAGUCAUGCCGGCGAGGCGGCUCGGGCGACCGCGCGGAGGCGCCGGGCCCCGGCGCCCGGCGGAGCCUGACGCCGCGGGGCGGCGCUGGACCGCCCCUACGGCUUCUCCGAAUUUGCUUGAAUGAGCGUGUGCUUGGAGGGGUGGAGGUCAAUGAAGCCUCCACACUGGCAGAUGUUCGACAAAGUAUCCAGGAAGAUGAGAUACCCGGAGUUCCGAGCAGCGCCUGGGCCAAAUCCCGGGCGAUCCGUGCGGCGGUUUGGGGGCGGUUGGAUGGUACAAGCUACGCCUUCCUCUUCGGUGGUGCGCCGGUGACGCUGCGGCAAGAGAGCCGCCGUCGGGCGGUGGAGUGCUUCCCAUUCCUCAGCCUCAUCCCAGAGGAUGCUCCUGUGCCGCUUGCAGGCUCUUUGUCCAGUCUGCCGAGCCUGCAGGGUGCUCCAUUGGAGGUUGAGACGAGUUCGAGGGUGGAGGAAGCUGAUUCAGGUCAUCGACUCGAGCUGCAGAUCACCGACGGGCCCUUGGAGGGCACCUUCCUCACCGUGGGCGAGGAGGGCGCUCGGGUUGGACGGCACACCUCCAAUACACUAGUGAUCCCGGAGGCGGGUAUCAGUCGCUUUCACUGCGAGAUCACGUUCAUGGACGGAGAGUUCAACCUGAAAGACUUGGGCUCGACCACUGGGACCUUCUUCUAUUUGCGGCCCCAUGGCCACUUUCAGAUCUUCCCCGGUCUCAUGGUGAAGCUUGGGGAGACCGAGAUGCAGGUCCUGGCGCAAAGCUCCGCCGAGCCGUCGCUCACGGUGCUCUUCACGGAAGGCCCCUUGGCCGGCCACAAGGUGACGAUCCCGCCGGGCGGCAUCACCAUUGGCCGGGUGGCCGACAACUCCUUGGUGCUGGUACAAGACGGCACGGUGAGCGCACACCAUGCGAUGAUCUUCCUGGAGCAGGGUAGCUUCUACAUCACAGACUUGGGCAGCUGCAAUGGCACGUGCCUGCGUUUGAGCGGGGAACGCCAGGAAAGCAGCUGGCAUCCCAUCAUGGACGGCGAUGUCGUGGGCGCGGGCUGCACCAAGAUUCGCUGUAAGCUCCGAACGCCCGAGAGCCGGUGA
Messenger RNA from Durusdinium trenchii, 1590 nucleotides. The record is from the annotation of a GenBank genome assembly. NCBI's taxonomy places the organism in Eukaryota, Dinophyceae, Suessiales, Symbiodiniaceae.